Messenger RNA from Aethina tumida (small hive beetle), 1009 nucleotides. RefSeq names its product serine/arginine-rich splicing factor 7 (gene x16). Gene Ontology annotation, molecular function: RNA binding; zinc ion binding. Gene Ontology annotation, biological process: mRNA splicing, via spliceosome. The record is from RefSeq and is a predicted model, not a curated record. NCBI's taxonomy places the organism in Eukaryota, Metazoa, Arthropoda, Insecta, Coleoptera, Nitidulidae. The transcript is spliced from 4 exons. The coding region runs from base 157 to 774 and encodes 205 amino acids. Gene Ontology annotation, cellular component: nuclear speck.
UGUGUAUCUGCCUGCCAAAAUAAAAAAAAACAAGCAAGCUAACGCAGAUUGAACGAAUAAACCUAAAAAUGUCGUUGAAUUGUUAACAUAACGACACGCCGACGUUUUUGACUUAAUUCCGUUUGGUACGCGACCCGGACACAGUGCCCGACGACAAUGUCGCGCUACAAUUCCGAUUGCAAAGUGUAUGUCGGCGAUUUGGGUAACAGUGCCUCAAAACAGGAAUUAGAGGACGCCUUCCGUUAUUACGGACCGUUGAGGAACGUGUGGGUGGCCAGAAACCCGCCGGGCUUCGCUUUCGUCGAAUUUGAGGAUGCCAGGGAUGCCGAGGAUGCCGUCAGGGGUUUAGACGGUCGCACGAUAUGCGGCAGGAGGGCCAGAGUCGAGAUGUCCAACGGGAAGAGCGGUAGUGGUCGUUACAGGGGGCCCCCACACAGGUCCAGAGGACGGCCGUUCCAUCCCGACGAUAGGUGCUAUGAGUGCGGUGAUCGUGGCCACUACGCCAGAGACUGCAACAAAUACAGGAGGGGUGGUCGACACAGCAGGUCUAGGAGCCGCACCAGGAGCCGGUCGAGGGUGCGACGCAGCCGUUCGAGGAGCAAUUCGAGGAGUCGCAGCCGGUCGAGGAAUCGUUCACGGUCGAGGUCGGCCUCGGCGAAGAGAAGUCGAAGUCGCUCGAGGACGGCGGAGAAGAAUUCCCGGUCGCACUCGAGAUCUAGGUCUAGGAGCAGGUCAGAGCCGAAGCAGAACGGGAACUCGGGAGAAAAGGAUUAAUGAUCUGAACGAUGUUUAGGGGUUUCGAAUGAAUUAUAUAAUUUAGUUUUGUGUUGUGACUGAUUGAUGUAAUUUUUUUUCAUUGAAUUGUUCAUUCAUGGGUAUGUAAAGUAUUGUUUAAUUCUUGUGUUGUGAUUGAUGUAUUUGUAUUAAUUUUCGAUUUAUAAAUAAAGGAAUAUUGUAUAGGUAUAUUUGUGCAGUACCUUAAAUUAUAAUAUAUUGAGUUAAACGGUAA